Molecule: messenger RNA, 1194 nt
Organism: Erigeron canadensis
Lineage: Eukaryota; Viridiplantae; Streptophyta; Magnoliopsida; Asterales; Asteraceae
Product: S-type anion channel SLAH4-like
Exons: 2
Coding region: 1-1194 (397 amino acids)
Biological process (GO): transmembrane transport; intracellular monoatomic ion homeostasis
Cellular component (GO): membrane
Molecular function (GO): voltage-gated monoatomic anion channel activity
Source: RefSeq, a predicted model, not a curated record
AUGGUUCAACCAGAAAUCGGAUUGGAGGUGGUCAUUGUCGGCGACCAGCCGCCUUCUUCAAUCACCUAUGAUCAUAAAAAUAAGCAGAAGAAGAUCAUCAAUAAUAAUCAAUCAAGCCGCAGAAACCACUACUCAUCAUCAAAGAGAAGAUCGAAGGUUGAACAAGAAGAAGAAGAAGCCAUAAUAACUAAGAUCAAUGCUGGCUACUUCAGGAUUUGCAUAUCCCUUGCCGCUCAAGCUUUGUUAUGGAGAUCCCUCAUCAUCGGUAGUAGUGAAACUAAUACUCAUAAGUUACCUUGGACCGUGUAUCUCCUCAUCUGGUGCCUCACGCUAUGUGUGUUGGUGUCUCUGUCCAUCCUCUACGCUCUCAGGUGCAUUUUCCACUUCAACAUGGUGAAAGCCGAAUUCCAUCACCAUGUAGGAGUCAAUUACCUUUACGCCCCUUGGAUUUCGUGUCUGUUGUUGCUUAGGUCCGCACCCUCCUUUGUGUUUCAAAACAAGUACUCGUAUGAGUACGUAUGGUGGCCCCUUAUCAUCCCGGUCAUCGCUCUGGAUGUAAAGGUCUAUGGGCAGUGGUUCACCGCCGAGAAGAGGUUCCUGUGCAUGGUGGCGAACCCUACCAGCCAGCUGUCUGUGAUCGGGAACUUGGUUGGAGCCCAUGCCGCCAUCAAGAUGGGAUGGAGGGAGAGCGGCAUCUGCUUAUUCACACUUGGGAUGAUACAUUAUCUGGUGGUUUUUAUCACCCUUUACCAGCGCUUAUCAGGCAGCAACAAUUACAAUAACCUCCCUUCCAGGCUCCGCCCUGUGUUGUUCCUCUUUGUAGCCACCCCGAGCAUGGCAGCCUUAGCUUGGAAGUCCAUUAAUCAUGAUAACUUCGACAUCUUAUGCAAAAUGCUCUUCUUUCUAUCCUUAUUUCUUUUAAUAUCAUUGGCAAGUCGGCCGGUGCUAUUCAAGAAAUCGGUGAAAAGCUUCAGCGUGGCAUGGUGGGCAUUCUCCUUCCCACUUUCCUUCCUUGCAUUAGCUUCCACGGCAUAUGCUCAAGAUCAGCAGCUGCAGGCCAAGGGGUCGCUACCCAUGGCUUUGGCUCUUGUUUUGUCCUCCAUUUCCGUUCUUGUUUUUCUGUUUCUGCUGCUCUGCUCCACAUUGAAGAUGGAUUCCCUUCUUCGCAACCCCAUUCUCAUCUUCUCAGAAUGA